AGGCAGGCAAGCAGCUAGUCUGGCUCCUACCUUGACUGCGGAUGUAAAUAAUAACAUUGUGCAUUUCAGCCCAGCAAUAUAUUUCUGAAACGUCACAAGGACAAGCUUCGAUUUCUUCUUGGUGAUUUUGGGCUUGCUUGUGAGCAUCACGAAGUAGAGAACGAGAUCAUGAAAGAAACUGGAGAUGCCGUGUCGUUCAUAGUAAAGCAUACUUCUGGAAUUGGGACUAGGACGUAUGCUGCACCAGAACAGCUGAAUUCUGGUACGUGGAUAUAUUUGGGGCUGGUCUGA
Messenger RNA from Cylicostephanus goldi, 291 nucleotides. The record is from the annotation of a GenBank genome assembly. NCBI's taxonomy places the organism in Eukaryota, Metazoa, Nematoda, Chromadorea, Rhabditida, Strongylidae.